Psammomys obesus (fat sand rat) is the source of this 5442-nucleotide messenger RNA. It is a transcript of the gene Cxxc4, whose product is annotated as CXXC finger protein 4. Lineage: Eukaryota; Metazoa; Chordata; Mammalia; Rodentia; Muridae. Gene Ontology annotation, molecular function: zinc ion binding; methyl-CpG binding. The transcript has 4 exons. The record is from RefSeq and is a predicted model, not a curated record. Bases 514 to 1605 code for a protein of 363 amino acids. Gene Ontology annotation, cellular component: nucleus.
CGGACCGGGAGCAACGCGCUGGGAAGAGCAGAGACCACCGACAACAGCCCCGCGCUCUCCCACACACGCUCACACUCGGCUCUUUCCUCUCCACCCCCACCUCCUCCUCCUUCCACCCCCUCCACUAACACCAUCUCCUCCUCCUCUCUGCAACAAGAAAAAAAAAAAAGCCAUUUACAGGGGGUGAUGUGCAACUAAUUAAAGGCAGACUGGCAGCGUCUGCAAAUUCUAAGGCUCCCCAAAUAAAAAGAGACUGUUGUAACAGUUGGAGGAUAAUGCAAAGGAAGACGCUGCCGGGGAAAUCACCGUCCGUGGACAUGCGCCCCAGAGAGGACUAGAACAGCCCUCACCUUGCUAUCCCCACCCGGAUCACCCUUUCCCGCCCGGCCCGGCACGUACCCCGACCCCACCAUCACCCGUUUCCCUCCCCCCCACCUCCCCCCCUUUCCCACCCAGGUGUCGGACCAGGCGGUCCCCACUUCCACCCUGCACCCCUUCUUCCCCCCCUGCACCAUGAACACCAAUGUCUGCGUGGAGCCCGGGCCGAGCCCGGAGGCCCCGGGCUUGCCCAAGGAAAGCCACCUGCCCGAGGGGGCCCUGAACAGCCUUGUGGAUUACAACUCGGAGAUGGAGCGCUACCGCUCCUUCGCCACCUCCUUCUACAAGACCAACGGGGGCGCCUUCCCGCAGGCGGCCAAGAUCGCGCGCAUCACCACCCCCAUCUUCCCCAGCAGCGCCGCCGCCGCCGCGGCCGCCGCGCGCAUCGGCAUGUCCCCGUGGAACUGCGACAACGCGGCCACCGCCGCCGCCACCGCGAUGCUCUGGGGCAGCGGGGGCGGCGGCGGCGGCGGCGGCGGCGGGGGCGGCGGGGCCGGCAGGAAAUCCUCCUCGGCCGCCGCCUCCUCCUCCGCCUCCUCCUCGGCGAUCCUCCCCGCCGCCGGCGGUGGUGGCGGCGGCGGCGGCGGCGGCGGCGGCGGUGGCGGCGGCGGCGGCGGCGGCAGGACCAGCAUGCACCACCGGAACGACUCCCAGCGGCUGGGGAAGGCUGGCUGUCCGCCAGAGCCGUCGUUGCAAAUGGCAAAUACUAAUUUCCUCUCCACCUUAUCCCCCGAACACUGCAGACCUUUGGCGGGGGAAUGCAUGAACAAGCUCAAAUGCGGCGCUGCUGAAGCAGAGAUAAUGAAUCUCCCCGAGCGGGUGGGGACUUUUUCCGCUAUCCCGGCUUUAGGGGGCAUCUCAUUACCUCCAGGGGUCAUCGUCAUGACAGCCCUUCACUCCCCCGCAGCAGCCUCAGCAGCCGUCACAGACAGUGCGUUUCAAAUUGCCAAUCUGGCAGACUGCCCGCAGAAUCAUUCCUCCUCCUCCUCGUCCUCCUCGGGGGGAGCUGGCGGAGCCAACCCGGCCAAGAAGAAGAGGAAAAGGUGUGGGGUCUGCGUGCCCUGCAAGAGGCUCAUCAACUGUGGCGUCUGCAGCAGUUGCAGGAACCGCAAAACGGGACACCAGAUCUGCAAAUUUAGAAAAUGUGAAGAGCUAAAGAAAAAACCUGGCACUUCGCUAGAGAGAACACCUGUUCCCAGCGCUGAAGCAUUCCGAUGGUUCUUUUAAAGCAGUAGUGUAUCUUAUUUUCAAGGCAUUUGGAAAUGGAGGGUAAACUAAUGUCUUGUUUUAAGAAACCGCUUAGUCCACCAUUGAAGAAAAUAUACAGAAAUUAUUUUCAUUUUAGUGUAUAGGGAUUUCUUCAAAAAAAAAAAAAACAAGAGGAAAAGAAAAGGAGAAAAAGACACAUAAAAAUAACAGGGAAGCUUGGAGAAUUGGCCAGUCUAUUUACUUUCAAUACACUGAUUCUUCCUUCGAUGUAUUUAGCUAUACUAGUGAAGUUGUUGUCUAUUUUGAAAGUGGCUGUAAAAAAAAUAAUAAUAAUAAUAAGUUUGGGUAACCCCUGACUGUAAAAUCAUGUAUCUUUGCAAAGUACAUAUCUAUACUUCAUUUUCAAAUAUAUGUGUUUCAGUACUGUAAACUGUACAGAUAGCAGCUUGUAUUUUGUGUGUUUAGACACAAGGAGACAAUCAUGUCUGAGCAGCUAUGGAGAUUAACAGUUUGUGCACAACAAUAUGGUUCUGCAAGUUAAAUCUGGAGCAAUAAAUUCUAGCUUUAAAUAUUUUUGCCAGUUGUUUGUAGAAGCAGAAACAACACUGGUGAUUAUUCACGCGUCUUUCUGUAGAGACUUGAUGGCCGGUUUUACGAGACUAAAAGAUAAUACUGCAUCCAGCAAAUACCUUCAAUUGUGUCAAUGUAAGAAGGGAAGCUACUGUGAAGGUUUCAAUUAAUCUUUCGAGCACUAUAUUAGAGUAGUGGUUAUGCACUUGCAUUGCGUACAGACGAGCUGUACAGAGGGUAUACCCCCCAGAUACUUAGUGUAGUUGACUUGUUUGGGUUGCACUGUAUGGGGAGUACUCAGAAUAGUUGGAAAAUGCAGAAUCAGUUGUAUAAUUUUUUUUAAUUGAAAAAGUGUUUUCUAGGCUAAAGUUAUCAGACCCUAGAAAGAGAAAUUCAUGCCUGAAACUUUUUUCCCCCCUUAGUCAUACACAAGCUGUCCAAGCUUUUUUGACUCUUUGGUUAUUUUGUUUUUGCUUUGGGGAGGAAUAGGAAAAAUAAAAACAGAAGGGUAUUCAGAUGUUUUGAUUCCAUGUAAGACAUUGAAUCGGUAGGUUUAAAAUUUAAAUGCACUGAAGCCUACUUUAAAGUGUGGCUGGACAUAUUUUCAAGUUAAGAAUAAUUUACAGACUCAUUAAAAGUGAGGAUUUUUUCUUUAUCUUCCUUUCCAUAGCUUAUCAGUUGGGUCCAGUGUUCUUCUGCAAGUCCCUCAGCGAACACCCAUUGCUUCCUUCCCAUUCAAUGGAAGCUUUCUUUCCGUGAAGCAAGGCCGAGGUGUGCGGAACUUUAUAAAACAAGACAGCAUCCUUUGUAGAACCCGGGCUGCCUCGCCCUGUAAGAUUGGGUUUUCCUAGGACAGUCAUACUUCUCAAAAGAGGCCUAUCCCAUUAAGACAAAUACUUUAAUUAAGUUUUUUAAAAAAAUAACUGGUAAGGAUCAGUUCUAGAAAUAAAACCUAAUUUAGGAAAAACACAUAGAAUAACAAGAGUUGCUGUGUUACUUUCAUUUUUGUUCUUUAUGCCUAUCAGACAGGUUAGCAAGAUGAAUCAGAAGGAAAACAACAGGGGAAGACAGUGAUAAGGCUGUGGGGACUUUAAAGAGUAAAGGUACUUCAGAAGCUGGCUGGCAAACAUUUUUUCAGAUCUCGUUUCGUUUUGAAUGGGAAGUGGAAUGACAAUUUCUUUUUGUAAAGGAAGGUCAACUGUGCCAUCAUUGGAGUACUUGGAGCAUAGUAGGUCUGUAUGAUGCCAGUGUGGGGUACCAGUGGGAUACCGUGAAUGUGCCCAGCUAGCAUACCAAUGCCUACUCUGCAGUAUGGUCAAGUCGUCUCCUUGAGGAAAAUGCAUUAUGUAUUACACCCGCCUAUGUUUGGGGAAAAAAAAGAAUGAAAUCAUCAAAAGCUAAAAUGUGCUGGAUAUUACUUCUGAGAUAGCUUUCUACUCUGUGUGUAUCCCUUAGAGGGUUUGUAGGUAUAAUUUCUGUUUCUUCUGUAGGGCCAAUGAUGGCCUGUAUGAGUUCUUUAUUGUCCCAUUGUUUCUUUCCUUUUUUUUUUUAAUAUUUUUCUUUAUUCUUAUUUUUGACUCACAUAACUAUGAGUAUGUGAAAACUUAUUUUCACACUUGAAUGGGACACUUUCCUUGCUUUUGUAAAAAUAAGUAUAAGUGAAGCAAAUUUCUUUUCAGACUGUAUUAGGCACACAAUAAGGACCUCAUAGCAAUGUAUUGACAGUCCAAACCUCAAGGUUAGGUAUUGCAUAUCUUGAAGUAUUGGGGGUUUAUUUUCGGUUUUCAUUUUUUUUUGAAGACAAUGAAUCUGUGCAUUGUAAAUGUAUUGUGUCAUUUAUUUUUAAUGAAAUGAAUCUGUUUGGUACCAUGGUAAUCAGUGUGGCCUUUUCUUUUAAUUCUCUUUCAUUUUUGUUAUUUACACUGAUUGCUUUUAUGCCACACACUUCUUAUGUUUUCACUUAAAUUCAAUUUACAAAAUGUAGGGUUCUCACUGGUGAUGAUGAAAUUACCUUUUUAGAUCCAUCCCCCACCUCCUCUAGUUUACUUUCUCAAGUAUUUGUGUACUGACAACUUGUAGCCUUAGGGCAGUGAGGGUGUGCAUUUUAUUUAUUCCAAAAUAUCAGUGAAACAUAACUUUUAUCAGUUGCUCACUGUGUGCUUCAUUUUCCAUAUCAAGGAAAUUUAGAAAUCAUACUUCAGGUUGUAUACAUACAAAAGUGACAUAUCAGAUGUUGCUAAAGCUGGUAGAGAAGGUCCACAGACACGAGAGUCCAGUCUUCAGUGGCUGCCAUGCCCUGGCAGUGUUUGAAGGGAGCACGAGAGAAUCUGUGGGCCAUUGGCACAGAGAGUCCUAAGCAAAUGCUCCUCUUAGCUGUUCUUCAGCACUCCAGAAGAAUAUCAUAAUGCAGACCUGUGUCUCUAUUGACCUUCAGACUCAGGCGAGUUUCUGGUGGACUCCUCUUGCCCUCAUGCAGGCAGAGGCACCCUCACAGAGUGGUACUGAAUCCAUCCAUGGGACAUAGACAGUAAUCACCUUCCCUAAUGUAUGCAUACAUGACAAGUCUCCUGGUUGCCUAUCCCCAAACCCUCAAUUUCAUUCUAAGCAAUCACGGGGAGACGAUAGACUUGCUAUGUGUGAAUAUUAAGUAAUCACGAAAGGAAAGGACUCUUCCAUCCCUCGUCAGAACCCCUGGCACGGACGUUGUUCAAUUAGUGCUAAAGCAUAGAAAGCCUUUAAGCUGAUAGUAUCAGUAAUCAAAGAAUGAAAAGAGGGGACACAGUUAAAUGAAUGCACGAUUCAGGGUCAAAUAUAUUGAGCAGAAAGCUGUAGUGGGUCUUUGAUCAUGGUGAGAUUCCCAGCAAUAUCAAACAGUUGGUUCUCAUGUAACAGCUAAAUGUUUCAGAUUUUGUUUUUAUUAAAUUUGGCAUUUCACACUGAGAUAUGUAUUCCUAGUGAGUAACACACAGCUACUGUGUUCAGAGGGAUUCCGUUCCACAAUUGCCAAAUAGAUAUGUCAGGACAAGGGCCACAAAGUGUACUCCUUUCCCAGCGUCCUCCUGUUCUGAACUGUGCAGUUAAUGGUUGCAUUUUCUAAUAGAUACUUGUGUAAAGGUGUAUGUAAGCUUGUGCAGUUAUUAAAAAAAAAAAACGCAGUUUUGGAAAACAGUGUAUUUAUUAAGGAAAAAUCACUUAUGGGGCAUGUACAAAACUGUAAAGAAAAAUUUAAAAAUCACUUCAAUUUGCCCAGUAAAGUUGUUUUUGUGAAAUUUCUGUGUUGUUAAA